Phytophthora sojae is the source of this 159-nucleotide messenger RNA. RefSeq lists its product as hypothetical. The record is from RefSeq and is a predicted model, not a curated record. NCBI's taxonomy places the organism in Eukaryota, Oomycota, Peronosporomycetes, Peronosporales, Peronosporaceae. The coding region runs from base 1 to 159 and encodes 52 amino acids. The transcript is spliced from 2 exons.
AUGCAGAAGACCCCGUUCCUCGUGGCUUUUGUUCUUGUCAUCACCGGCUCCGCUAUCUUCGCUGCGGGCCAACCCGGCGGCCAAGGCACAAAGGAGGAGAACCAAGUUCUCAAGGCCUUCAACGAAACGGACUUCUACGUCUACGAGGCCAACCACUGA